Trichoplusia ni (cabbage looper) is the source of this 2610-nucleotide messenger RNA. RefSeq names its product probable ATP-dependent helicase PF08_0048. The transcript has a single exon. The record is from RefSeq and is a predicted model, not a curated record. The coding region runs from base 489 to 2597 and encodes 702 amino acids. Lineage: Eukaryota; Metazoa; Arthropoda; Insecta; Lepidoptera; Noctuidae.
UCAAUCAAGCGACAAUGUUGUACAACCUUUUCUGGGGUGUUAUUUCACAGGAAAUAAGUAUGAAUGUAAAGAAAACAUGUGUCGUAAUAAUUUUGCUUUUUAUUAAUAUUUAAUACAUACAAGACGGUAAACGACCACUCGUAUUAAGAUCUUAUAAAUUACUGCAACUAUACUUUAAGAUAGCAGAUUUUAUAGCCUAGCAACAUCUACGGUUUAUUAUUUUGUUUUGCCAAACGAACAAACCGUCGAACGAUUAGCACGUGUCAUAUAAUAUAGUCAAUAAAAAUUAAUUACUGCAACGAGCUUAUCAUCCACGUAACAGCAAGACUUAUCUCGGUUUUCCAAUCACACGGUCAAUUAGAUGCCGAUAGCCUCAGCACUAACUAGUUUCUCAAUCAAUUAUAUUUUCAAACAGAAACCUAUAAUGAAUUUUUUAUAAUUAUUAGUUUGAGUAGGAAACCUAGCAUGUUACGGAGCAAAAUUUAAUAAUGACGUCUAAGGUAUCUUAUUUUGUUUUACUUGGAAUCAUAACGUUCUCUAGCAGCAAACCAGCGCCCAAAGAAGAUACAUUUUUUGUUAAGAAUGAACAUGAACUUCAAAGGUUGCUGGAGGCACUGGCUAACCAAGGUAAAUACGACAUAGAGUUAAGUCGGUAUGACGACAGCCCUGAUUCAUUAACUGAUGACAAAAGCCGCUUCCAACUCGAUGAGAAGCCUCGGAAACUAUACCGGAGCGACAAAGCAAGGAGCCGAUACUCCCGCGGAUCGCUCGAACAACUAGAUGGUGAUGUCGCAGCCAAUCUCGCUAACUUACUCAAUAACAACAUUCUGGACAAAAAGAGUGGCAACAAGCGGAUUAGCAGAAAUGACAACAAUCUACUUCAAAAGUUAUUUGGUCUAGCAGGCGAUAACAAUUAUUUAGGUAGAGGGGAUGAAGAUAACGAAUAUGAAAAUGAUGAAAUUUUAACAUUCCUAAAUAACCUACAAAAGCAAUUAGAAGAAAAUGGCGAUUACGAAGGAUUUUUCCGUACUAAAAAUAGGAACAACAGGAAUGACAAUGACAGGGACAAUAGAAAUGAUGACAGGUAUGACAGGGGUAAUGAAGCCAGGUACCUAGACGACGGGGAUGACCGAUACGAUGAUAGGGACGACAGAAACAAUCGAGACAGGAACCAGGACUACAGAGAUGACAGGGUUGCCGAUAAGUAUGGAAGGGGGGGAAACCGAGCAAAAAACGUAGAUGACAGGGAUGAUCGAUAUGACAAUAAGGAUUAUCGAGGAAAGAACAGGGAUGACAGGGAUGAUAGGGAUGACGAUAGAGGUAACCGUGCAAGGAACUAUGAUGAUCGGGAUGAUAGAAAUAACAGAGAUGAUAGAGAUGACAGGGAUAAUAGAAAUGAUGGCGACAGAAAUAAUAGAAACGAUGAUGCUAGAAAUAAUAUAAACGAUGAUGACAGAAAAAAUAGAAACUACGAUGACAGAAAUAACAGAGAUGUACUAAGGAAUAGAAAUGAUGACAGGAACGACAGAAAUGACGAUGAUAGGAAAAACAGAAAUGAUGACGACAGAAACGACAGAAAUGAUGAUGACCGAAACGACAGAAAUGAUGAUGACAGGAAAAACAGAAAUGAUGAUGACAGAAACGACAGAAAUGAUGAUGACAGGAAAAACAGAAAUGAUGAUGACAGAAACGAUGACGACAGAAACGACGAUGACAGGAAGAACAGGAACGAUGAUGAUAGGAAGAAUAGAGAUAUACUGAGAAUCAGAAGUGAUGAUUACAAAAACUACAGAGACGCACUGAGGAACAGAAACGACUUGGAUAGAAACGACAGAGAUAGAGAUACUCUUCGCUGCCGAGGAAACAAAUGUUACAAAAGAAGUAGACACGAUUACAAUGAUGGCGAGUUAAGAUUCGACUCCAACAACUAUGUUAAGAAAUACAAAUUAAACGAAGAUACGGACGCGGUUGUUCUUGGGCUAACCGAUGUAGACCGUUUACUGACAAAACUAAACGCCCCGAAACCACAGCGUUCUAACAAACUAAGAGCACAAAAAUUACUCGAGAACAUUGAUCUGGAUAAACUUCUCGACAGAGCUAAUAAGGAUAAGCGGUCAAACGUGGAAGCUGUCGUCUUCGACCUCACGAAACUAGAAGACGGGGACGUGCUGGCUAAACAAAUCCAAAGGUUACUUUCUAAGAAUGAUCAAGGAUUGGAUGCGGAAUAUGAAGACUACGGAAAUUUCGUCGAGGACAACCUAAAACUCGGAUCAUUUAACCUGAAAAAGAAAGCGUACAAACCAAGAUCUGACUCAAAAAUAGUUGCGCAUUCCGAAGACAACAACAAUGUUUACGUUCCAAAAUGGUUGCUCAGUGAAGUUUUAUCGAAAUCCAAGUUGAGAGACGCAAGUCCAAUACAGUUGCUGAAAUCCGUGCUACCUUUGACGAAACAAAAAAAGUCCAGAGUAAUGAGAAUUUUUGAUAAAAAAGAUUUGUCAACUUUACCCCCUAAGAAAAUAUUUCGACGCAACUUUGAGCACGACGUUGGAGUUCCUUUCCACUUAGAAGUAGAGGGGUUAGGCCAAGUUAAACCUUAAUGGAUUAAAUUGA